CUUUUUCUUACUUACAUCAAAAGAAUCUUUUUUUUUAUUUACUUUAUCUUUAUAAUUCUAUAUCAACACCAUGCCUCUCGAAAAAGUUUGUAUUAUUGGAUCCGGUAACUGGGGAAGUGCUGUUGCCAAAUUAAUCGGUAUCAACACACAACGACAUGGUGACUUGUUUGAAAAAACUGUACGUCAAUGGGUCUUUGAAGAAAAAGUGAAUGGUGAAAACUUGACUGAUAUUAUCAACCGUGAACAUGAAAAUGUCAAGUAUCUCGAAGGAAUCAAGUUGCCUGAAAAUGUAGUUGCCAUUCCUAAUGUGGUCGAUGCCUGUAAGGAUGCCACUCUUGUUGUUUUUGUUGUACCUCAUCAAUUCGUCCGUGGUGUUUGUGAACAAAUGAAGGGUCACUUGGCUCCCAAUGCUCGUGCUAUUUCUCUUAUCAAGGGUCUCGAAAUUACUUCCUCUGGUACUCGUCUCUUUUCUGAAGAAAUUGAACGUAUUUUGAGUAUUCCUUGUGCUGCUUUGUCUGGUGCUAAUAUCGCUAAUGAAGUGGCCUUAGAAAAGUAUUGUGAAUCUACUGUGGGUUGUCCUAAUGUUGAAGAUGGUCAAAUUUUCUUCCGUCUUUUCGAUACUGAAUACUUCCGUAUCAAUGUUAUUCAAGAUCAUGUUGGUGUCCAAUUAUGUGGUGCUUUGAAGAACGUUGUUGCUGUCGGUGCUGGUUUUUCUGAUGGUUUGGGUUAUGGAAGCAAUACCAAGGCUGCUAUUAUUCGUCGUGGAUUGAUGGAAAUGCGUAAGUUUGGACAAAUGUUCUUCGGUGAUAUGGUGCAAACAGAAACCUUCUUUGAAUCUUGUGGUGUUGCCGAUUUGAUUACUACUUGUUCUGGUGGACGAAACCGAAAGGUAGCUGAAGCUUUUGUUACUACUGGAAAACCUAUUGAUGUUUUGGAAAAGGAAUUGUUGAAUGGACAAAAGUUACAAGGUACUCUUACAUCUAUGGAAGUCAAUGAAUUCUUAACAGCUCGCAACAUGACCGCCGAAUUCCCAUUCUUCACCACUGUCUAUCGUAUUGUUUAUAAAAAUGCUCCUGUCGAAUCCAUUGUCCGUGACAUUUAGAUGAUCUGAUUUAUUAUUUUUUAGAUUUAGACUUUUUUUUUUUUGCAUUAGACACUUAUUAUAGACUCUACUACUAUAUUUUACUUCAUUUCAUCCAUUUAUAUUCAUCCAUUCCCAUCCUCCUUUUUUUUUUUUAUGCUUUUUGAUUUCAUCCUCUUUUCUUAUUGAUUAUCAUGGACUAGAGUUUGAGAUCAAACAGAGUUUUUUUUUCCCCCUCUUCAUUUUGUACCUGUACAUAGUUUACCGCUCGAUCAUCACUGAAAAUAAAAGUUUUUUUUUCAGAAACAAAAA
Molecule: messenger RNA, 1393 nt
Organism: Halteromyces radiatus
Lineage: Eukaryota; Fungi; Mucoromycota; Mucoromycetes; Mucorales; Cunninghamellaceae
Product: glycerol-3-phosphate dehydrogenase [NAD+]
Exons: 4
Coding region: 71-1102 (343 amino acids)
Biological process (GO): carbohydrate metabolic process; glycerol-3-phosphate catabolic process
Cellular component (GO): nucleus; cytosol; glycerol-3-phosphate dehydrogenase (FAD) complex
Molecular function (GO): glycerol-3-phosphate dehydrogenase [NAD(P)+] activity; protein homodimerization activity; NAD binding
Source: RefSeq, a predicted model, not a curated record